AUGGUACUUGUAAUAAAUACUCAUGCAGAUCCAUCACCACAAGGCUAUUGGAAAUCUGUUUUGCCAAACACGCGCAUGCCAAAAGCUGUCACCGAUCUACUACAUCCUGCUGAAUGUAUUGAACAGAAAUGCACCUUAGCUACGACUGACAAGGGAAAUAUGGGUGACGAAAAGGUUAAGCCAGGUGACGUGAACGACGUGGUUGUGGGACAGAAUGGGGUCGGGGUGAAGACAGAAAGAUCAGGCAAACGAACAACCGUGGGAGUUGGAAAAGGUGGUAUCAUAGUCAACACAAUUCACAAGGGAAAACCAGUAUUCGUUGGUGUUAAACCUGGCCCGUCGCCAUUUGUAUACUUUUAUGGUGCGACGGCUGAUCAACUGCUAGACAAUCCUAAUCACGCUCUAUUCUUCCUCGAAAAGGACUUGAAUAAAGGAAGCAAUAUGACGCUGCAUUUCAUGAAAAAAACAUCAAACGAGUCGGUUUCUAGCAGCUUCUUGCCUCGCAAAGUCGCAAACUAUAUCCCCUUUUCAUCCAGAAAGUUUCCUGAAAUAUUGAAUUACCUACUCGCCAUGAAAUCCGACUCGAUAAAUGUUGAUCUCAUGAAUCAGACAAUCAAGGAAUGUGAAGAGCCGGCAAUUAAAGGUGAAGAGAAGUAUUGUGCAACUUCUUUGGAAUCAAUGAUUGAUUUCGCCACUUCAAAGCUAGGAAAACAUGUACAAGCGUUCUCCACAGACAUAACAAGGGAAUCUAAUUCACAGGAAUUCACGAUCACUAGGGUUAAGAAAAUAGCAGACGAUUCAAAGGCCGUCCUUUGCCAUAAACAGAAUUAUGCGUACGCGGUUUUCUAUUGCCACAUGACCAACACCACAAAGGCCUACAUGGUUUUCUUGGCGGGUGCCGAUGGAGCUAAAGCUAAAGCAUAUGUUGCUUGUCACACCGAUACAUCGUCUUGGAAUCCGAAUCAUUUGGCGUUUCAAGUUCUUAAGGUUAAACCUGGGACCGUUCCAGUUUGCCAUUACCUUCCAGAGGACCAUAUCGUUUGGGUUCAAAACUAA
Messenger RNA from Impatiens glandulifera, 1056 nucleotides. RefSeq names its product BURP domain protein RD22-like. The record is from RefSeq and is a predicted model, not a curated record. The coding region runs from base 1 to 1056 and encodes 351 amino acids. NCBI's taxonomy places the organism in Eukaryota, Viridiplantae, Streptophyta, Magnoliopsida, Ericales, Balsaminaceae. The transcript has 2 exons.